Messenger RNA from Neurospora tetraspora, 2826 nucleotides. RefSeq names its product cytochrome P450. The transcript is spliced from 5 exons. Bases 430 to 2790 code for a protein of 786 amino acids. The record is from RefSeq and is a predicted model, not a curated record. NCBI's taxonomy places the organism in Eukaryota, Fungi, Ascomycota, Sordariomycetes, Sordariales, Sordariaceae. Gene Ontology annotation, molecular function: monooxygenase activity; oxidoreductase activity, acting on paired donors, with incorporation or reduction of molecular oxygen; heme binding.
UUUGACAUACAAACCGACCAUUUACCAGCCGCUGACUGCCCGUCCCCUCUUCAGCGCAGACAGUCUUUUGCACACCCUUUUGUUUUUCACUCCAGUCCUUAUAUACAACCUCCCGACGCUUAGUCAUCGUACUGAACCACAAUACUUGGCAGACGCAGACGCACUGUCAUCAUACUUCCGGGAACCAGCUCUCAGUAUCUCUACUCAACAGAGAACGGAUCUGAGCAAGACUGAGUUCGGACAGACUUUGCGUCUUACUGUUCUUGAAUCUCCCCUUCUCUUGCUCUCUUCUUGCUGAGAACCGGGCAUUUCGGGGGUCGGAACUCUGCUUCCUGGUUUCCCGUCCAGUUUGGUGUGUCUUUUCCCACAGCCGCCGGCCGCGAACGGCUCCUCCGAGAGAGAGGAGGAACAGAGACACAGACACACAACAUGAUGUGUGUUCUCCCAAUAACCCUCCUGACCGUGUUGGUGGUCUUGUUGGUGAUACAGAGAUUGCUGGAGAGGAAGAGGUUACCAGCUGGCAGCCGGCCGUUGCCUGGCCCUACUAAUCUCCCCUUAAUAGGUCGUGUCCACGAUGUACCAGAAAAGGGGUCAUGGUUGAAGUUCUACGAGUGGAGCAAGGUCUAUGGUCCGGUCUACCAGACCAAGAUGUUCGGCGUCACCCACGUCUGGAUCUCCUCAGAGAAAAUUGCUCACGACCUCCUGUCCCGACGAGCAAACAUCUACUCUGACCGGCCACAGAUUCCCAACUUGCCUGAUAACCGGACAAGCGGUGAUUACCUGGCUCUUCUUGGGCGGAAUGACACCUGGAAACGCCAACGCAAACUCUGCAACCACCUAAUGCACACCUCGGCCCUCGCCUCCCUUCACGACUACCCCACCCUCGAGCGCAACCGCUUCCUGUACUUGCUGUCCCAAUCCCCCGAGGACUACAUCGAGUACAUCGAGCAAUUCACCUCGCGCACCAUCUCCCGUUUAUCAUGGGGCAGUGCCCACCCGGCCCAAAUCCUGCGGCACACCACUUUUGGUCUGCUCGAAACCAUCUCCCCCUCGGGCGCCCUGCCCAACGUCAUCUCCUUUUUGCGGCAUCUCCCCCUCGCCCUCUCUCCCUGGCAGAAAAAGGAGAAGGCCCGCCAUGACUUGGAAGACAAACAGUUCCGCUCCAACAUUGGUUUUGUCAGAAGGAUGAUGGACGUCGGCCGCGCCGAGCCUUCUUUCAUCCGCACUUUUCUCGAGGAGCAGCAAGGAGGCGGCGUCAGUUCUUCUAAGAAAUCCAGCGCAAGUGACACUGACGAGGAAAAAGCCAAGGAGGCGGAUGUGGAUGAGGCGAUGCAUGUGGUUGGCUUGAUGGCUAUUGCUGGUGCUCUGACGAUUGGAAGCCCGAUUCAGAGUUAUAUAUUGGCCAUGUGCCAUUAUCCGGAGUGGCAGGCCAGGUUGCAGGAGGAGAUUGAUACCAAGUUGGCGGGGAGGUGUCCGAUGUGGGAGGAUCGGGAGAAAUUGCCGUUGUUGAGGGCGGUGGUUAAGGAGGUUAUUAGGUGGAGGCCGCCGGUGCCUACUGGGAUUCCGCAUGCCAUUGAGAAAGAUGAUGUCUAUGAUGGGUAUUUCAUCCCCGCCGGAGCUACCAUCCACGCUCUUGAGUGGGCCAUAACCCGCGACGAAAGCACCUACCCCUCCGCAGAAACCUUCAACCCCUCCCGCUUCCUCCUCCCCUCCUACCCAUCCACCUACCGCGAACCCCUCACCCUCUACCCCAACCUCUCCGGCUUCUCCCAAUUCGGCUUCGGCCGACGCACCUGCCAAGGCGUGCCCAUCGUCGAGCAGGAUCUCUUCUUAACCAUGGGCGGUAUGGCGUGGGCCUUCACCAUCACCAAAAAGACCGACCCGCUGACUGGAAGCGAAUUACCGGUGCACUGGAACGAUUACACGCCCCUUUUGAUUGCUAAACCCUGUCGCUUUCCCUUUGAUGCGCAUCCGAGGGACGAGGGGAAACUGAAGAAGAUGAGGGAGAUGUAUGAUGAGGCGGUAGAGGGCGAGGAGAUGGAGCGGAGCGAGAGUAGGGAGGAGAGGGAAAGGACGGAGGGGUGGAUGGUGGAGGGGAAAGUGAGGCAGAAGGAGGAGGAGAUUCCUUGGCAGUCGGCUGUGGAGGGGGUUGGGGCUGGUGGUCCUGGGGUUUUUGGACGGUCUGGAGUGACUGGAGUGGCUGGAGUUUCUGUCGCUCCGGUCGUUAAUGUCGACGUUAGAGGUACUGUUGUCUCCGUUGGCAAUGGCGAGGGGGGCGGUGGGGGGCAAGCUGGAACUCAAGGUCAAGAUCAAGGUCAAGGUCCUCAACCCCAAGGCCCUCGACAGGAAGAAAAAAGCGUGGUGGGUAACGGAGAGGCAGGCGAGGAUGAGAAUCAUGAGACCAAGAGUACAUCUACCUCCAGUCGUACCUCUAGUCGUUUGGGCUCAAGGGGUCAUGAGAGUGGAAGUGGAAGUGUCACCGGAACACCAAGUGCAAGUUGGGGAUCCGAACCUUCCCUAAGUUUCAGGGGAAGCAGUGCCGAGAGCUCAGAUUGUGAGGAGCGGCUGGAGGCUUUAGGCAUUCACAGGCAAACAGAGGAGGAAGUUGAAGAAGGGGUAAAAAGGAGGAGAGUGCGCAUCAAGGCGGUGUCGAAUGCGAGUUCGACGAUUGAGGCUUUGAUGGUGCCGACGACACCAUCUGAAAAGGGAGUGGUGCAAUUGGGUGUGGGUGUGGGAGUUGGUGUGGACGGUGUGGUGGAUGAGAUUGUACCGGGGGCUUGGAGGUGGUGAAGAAAAAUUUGGAUAUAGCUCGUUUUUUUCCUUUUU